Messenger RNA from Cricetulus griseus (Chinese hamster), 1853 nucleotides. Lineage: Eukaryota; Metazoa; Chordata; Mammalia; Rodentia; Cricetidae. The record is from RefSeq and is a predicted model, not a curated record.
GCGGAAGUGCGGCGUUCCCUAAGGCUGCUGUCUCUGAGCGGGCGGGCGGAGGGGAGGCUCCCGACGUGGGGGCCGGGCCGGAAUGGCUGCAGCGGCGGCCGGGACGGGUACUUGGGCGGCCCAAGAAAAGCAGUUCCCGCCCGCGCUGUUGAGCUUCUUCAUCUACAACCCACGCUUCGGGCCGCGCGAGGGAGAGGAAGAAAAUAAAAUUUUGUUUUAUCAUCCAAAUGAAGUAGAAAAGAAUGAAAAAAUUAGAAAUGUUGGAUUAUGUGAAGCAAUUGUACAGUUUACAAGGACUUUUAGCCCAUCAAAACCUGCAAAAUCUUUACAUACACAGAAGAAUAGACAGUUCUUCAAUGAACCAGAAGAAAAUUUCUGGAUGAUCAUGGUUGUUCGGAAUCCUAUCAUCGAAAAGCAAAGUAAAGAUGGCAAGCCAAUUGUGGAAUACCAAGAGGAGGAACUGUUGGACAAGGUGUACAGUUCAGUGCUGCAGCAGUGCUAUAGCAUGUAUAAGCUUUUUAAUGGGACGUUUCUGAAAGCCAUGGAAGAUGGAGGUGUCAAGCUUCUAAAAGAAAGAUUACAGAAGUUCUUCCAUCGGUAUUUGCAGACCCUACAUUUGCAGUCAUGUGACCUACUUGAUAUUUUUGGUGGAAUCAGCUUCUUCCCAUUGGAUAAAAUGACUUACUUGAAAAUCCAGUCCUUUAUUAACAGAAUGGAAGAAAGCCUAAGUGUAGUCAAAUAUACCGCGUUCCUCUACAACGACCAACUCAUCUGGAGUGGAUUAGAACAAGAUGACAUGAGGAUUUUGUACAAAUAUCUCACCACUUCACUGUUCCCCAGGCACAUGGAACCUGAGUUGGCAGGAAGGGAUUCCCCAAUAAGGGCAGAAAUGCCAGGUAAUCUUCAACACUAUGGAAGAUUUCUUACUGGACCCUUGAACCUUAAUGAUCCAGAAGCAAAAUGCAGAUUCCCCAAAAUUUUUGUAAAUACAGAUGACACUUAUGAAGAGCUCCAUUUAAUUGUUUAUAAGGCCAUGAGUGCAGCUGUGUGCUUUAUGAUUGAUGCCUCCACGCAGCUGACGCUGGAUUUUUGCCGAAGAUUGGACAGCAUCGUUGGGCCCCAGCUUACAGUGCUGGCAUCUGACAUCUGUGAGCAGUUUAAUAUCAACAAGAGAAUAUCUGGGUCUGAAAAAGAACCCCAGUUUAAGUUCAUCUACUUCAACCACAUGAAUUUAGCAGAGAAAAGUACAAUUCACAUGAGGAAAACACCCAGUGUGUCACUCACAUCUGUCCAUCCAGAUCUAAUGAAGAUUCUAGGUGACAUCAACAGUGACUUUACCAGACGAGCUGUGUAUAUGAAACUAUCCCAUCUGAAACUUUCUUACAGAGCGGAUGAAGAUGAAGAAAUCAUUGUGAAAGCCAUGAGCGAUUACUGGGUUGUUGGGAAGAAGUCUGAUCAGCGGGAGCUGUAUGUGAUUCUGAAUCAAAAAAAUGCAAACCUGAUCGAAGUCAAUGAAGAGGUGAAAAAACUCUGCGCCACACAGUUCAAUAAUAUCUUCUUCUUGGAUUGACUCCAAUGGCUCUCCAGAACCUCUUUUAAAACCUCAGCAAACUUUUUGUUUACCAUUACAACUUAACUGGUCAUGACAUUGACUGGAUUAGUGACAAUAGUAAAGCAAUACCUGCUUUGAAAAAAUCAAAUUUCUACUUGGUCUGAUGAGUCCCUGAGGUUUUUAGAUGCUAAAUAUUUAUGUGGAAUUAAAGGUAGUCAGCUUAAUAUCAUUCCAUUCUUCUGACAUUAUGUGGGUAUUUUACUGGGAAAUAAGACUAAUAAAUUGUUAAAGUUUUUAAGAA